CUCGUGUCGGACGGCUGGGCUGAAUGCUACCUUUUUGUCCGUUCGUGUGCCCGAUUCAAGAUUGCCCACCUAUCGGAGCCAUCUGUGCGCCCUCGUGCUGCAGUCGUGACUUGUGCUGUGCUGGUGUUGCAGGGCUAGGGUUUGGCAGCGAGCGCACUGUCCAUCUGCAGAUGCAUGCUGCUUCUCGCAUCUUUGCUGCUGCGCAUCAGUGCACGCCUGCUGCAUGCUGUUGCCGCCAUGAUCCGCCCAGGCAUACUUAAACCGGACGGAAUCGAAUCCGCUCCCUCCGCGAGCAGGGUGUCGCCCAUCAAUCGCAAGUCGAAGGUGCAACCCCAUCGAAAGGGAGAAAAGCUACAUAAUCACACCAGAGGCUGAUUUGGACGCCUCAUACCAUCAAGACGUCUGUUACAGACCCUCGUUCCUGGAGACCAAGUCACGAAUCACCGCAACAAAAGGCGCAGCCAGGGACACGAUGAUUCUUGACAUGUACGACGACUCCGCCAGAUUGGCCAACCUUUUCUCCGCUUCGUCGCUGGCCAACACCUCCAUGUCGAACUCUUCGUUGCAAGACGCUCUCGUGGUCGAUAGCAGCAGCAGUGAUGUGGGAAGUCGAGCUUCCGCGGACAGUCCCGACACGGCCUACACGAUCGCGUCCACUGGACACAGCGACAAGGGAGCAACAGCGAUCCCCAGAACAGAGCCUGUUGCAAGCUCAUCUGCCAUUCAUCCCAACAGCCGCAAGCCCAAUAAGACGCCGGCUUUUCGGCGAUCCUCUCACCACGCACUACCCGAAGAGGAUGCGCUCGCGCUAGUAGAGCGCAGACGGAAACAAAACCGCGAAGCACAACGCCGCUAUCGUCAGAAAGCUCGCAUGGCUGCGGCAAAAGAGUCGGACGCCCACGGUCCAACGCACGUCCAGCGCAAGACUUCGCCGACAAAAAGACUGUCUUCUGCUUCUGCAAGCAGCGAUGACGACGCGCAGAUAGAUGCCAACCAAGCCUCAGCUGAGAGCGAUCCCUCCACGACCAUGGACGCGUCCAUGGAGGAGACAUACGGUGCUUCGAGCUCGGCAGCUGUUCACAUGCCCGCACAAUCGCCAGGAGCAGCAACGAAUCCAUUCAGUCUUUCCGCUGACCUCUCCGCUCUAGUCAGUCAGACACUCGAGGCGAACGACAUGCCACAUGAUUUGGCUGCGUCGCCAGCGAUGGACUGGCUCCUCAACGGCACCGUGCCGUCGUCAUCCUCAUCAUCCGGCUGGUCUCCCCAAGGGGCAAGUCCACAACAACUUCUCGCUGCUGCAUCUUCCUCAUCUGAGGCGUCCUCGCUCGAGUCUCCACCAUCGGUUUCCUCUCCUCCUGCCUUCAUGAGCAGCGCCAAUUCCCCGAUCGAUUGGUCGAGUCUGCUGCAAACACUAGCGUCUUCACCAAAGUCAGCGGAUGCAGACCUCAAGUCGAUCAUAGAGCAGCAAAGCAAUGUGUCUGCCAUCCAGCCUUGGCCGGUCGCUCGCGCAGAGACCCACUUCGACGAAUACAACAGACUUCUUCGUGAUGCCAGCGCUUCAUUGUCGGGAAACGUGCACCCGACCAAACGUCAAAUCCCCCUCACAGCGCCCAAGACGGCUUCUCCUUAUGCGGAUCAAAUCUUUAUCCCACGGCGGGAUUUUUUUCGGGCGUUCUUAUCCAAUGCGGUCCGACUGGGAUUCACGGAUAAUCACAUGAAGGAAUGUAAGACCCGCAGUCCCAUCAACCAGAUCUGGUCCGUAAAGGACAGCAGGUUCAGCGAGCUUGGUCCGGACGACAGACCGCUGAACGAUCAAGUGGAGCUGGACGAGGACUGGAAGCGCGAUCUCCCAGAGAACAUGCGCCCAACUGCUGUCCAGUUGCGAACGCCUCACAACCUUGUCUUUGACACGCUACCCUGGCCAGCCGUUCGCAAUCGUAUCCUGAUGAUGGUCGGCGCUGGAGAUUCGCUAGCCACCAUGGAGCUCAAAGGAGACAUGAUGAGGCUGGGCAAGCACGAAGGUUGGCACAUGUGCGCAUUCUACAUUCACGGCGACCAUCCCGAAGACAUGAUGGAUGAACAGUGUUGGGAGCUUUCGGAAGCUUUCGCCACCAAAUUUUGGUUCUUGCUGGACAAGCACAUCAUUCGGACCACGAACCGCUGGAGAAGAGCGCGAGGAGUUCACCCCAUCGUCGUUCCGAGCAUGUUCGACUCGAGCGUGAAUGGCUCUCCUGCCGCCUUUGCCGCCUGAUUUCUCUUGCCCCUUUCGCCAUCCCACUUUCCCCACCGAGAGCUCGCGCUUCUUCUCUUGUACGACUAUCCUGUAAAGCAACCACUUCAACCACUCAUCAGUCCGCGUGCACCACUCAAUUCAAGCGUCUUCGCACGUGC
Ceraceosorus guamensis is the source of this 2391-nucleotide messenger RNA. RefSeq lists its product as hypothetical. Gene Ontology annotation, molecular function: DNA-binding transcription factor activity. The record is from RefSeq and is a predicted model, not a curated record. NCBI's taxonomy places the organism in Eukaryota, Fungi, Basidiomycota, Exobasidiomycetes, Ceraceosorales, Ceraceosoraceae. The transcript is spliced from 2 exons. Bases 473 to 2251 code for a protein of 592 amino acids. Gene Ontology annotation, biological process: regulation of DNA-templated transcription.